Messenger RNA from Drosophila suzukii, 2821 nucleotides. RefSeq names its product BTB/POZ and MATH domain-containing protein rdx (gene rdx). Gene Ontology annotation, biological process: proteasome-mediated ubiquitin-dependent protein catabolic process; regulation of proteolysis. The record is from RefSeq and is a predicted model, not a curated record. Gene Ontology annotation, cellular component: nucleus; cytoplasm. Lineage: Eukaryota; Metazoa; Arthropoda; Insecta; Diptera; Drosophilidae. Gene Ontology annotation, molecular function: ubiquitin protein ligase binding.
AAUAAAAAUUGUAAAAUGUUUGAGCCCUAUGUGAAAAUCAAGAAAAAGCGAAGUGUGCAUGAAAUCUAUGAAAAUGAGAAUUUAGAGCAGCAGCAACAGCAACAGCAGCAGCAGCAGCAACCUGCUACCAGCGAUAAUUGUUGCUGCGAGAACGGAGAGCCGCAGAAUGGGCCUGAAAUUGCAACUGCAACUGCAACGGCAACGGCAACAUCUGUAGCAGCAACAUCUGCGACAUCAGCAACAAUCGCCACAGGAGCAGCAGCACCCAGCAGCAGCAGCAGCGGCAACUGCAGUCGCCUGCAGCAAUUGAUAUCGACGCCACCAGUAUUAUUGCGCAGAUCGUCGCUGCAACAGCAGCAGCAGCAGCAGCAGCAGCAACACCACCCACACACGCCAGCAGCAACAGCAACAACACAGCAAGCUGCGCCUUCAGUUUUGCAACAGCAUUUGGGUCACCUGAAUUACGAAAGUGGAGCAACUGCAGCGGCAGCAACCAGUAGAAGUGGCUCGGCAACACUGGCGCAGCAUUUGGCAACACCCAGCAACAUAUUGCAGGCGGCAUUCGGCAGCAGCAACUUGCAACACAUACUAACCCGGUCCGCCCCCUCCUCGCCCUCGUCCAGUGCGAUUUCCUCCAACAACUGCAGCAGCGCCUGUGCGGGCAAUACGCACUACAACGGCGGCAACAGUAGCAACAGCAGCAGCAGCAGCAACAGCAGCAAUCACCACAGCAACAGCAUCAUUGCCAGCCGCCUGUUCGGAGCUGCCUCCUCCUCCUCAUCAUCCUCCUCCUCCUCCUCAGUGGCCGCCUCAUCAUCCUCCUCUUCAUCACACCAUCUGCAUAGCCAUCACUCGGCGCUGACCAACUCCAUAACGAAUCGCAUCAAUCAGUCCAUCAGGCGGCAUCUGAACCAGCAGCAACAUCACCAUCCCCUCAGUGCAUCCUCCUCAUCCUCCGCAUCCACAUCGUCAUCAUCCUCCUCGUCAUCCUCCUAUCAGCAAUCGUCGGUACAACAGCAACACUAUAAUUGCGCCCAUCCUGCACAGCAGCAGCAGCAGCAGCAACACCAUCACCACAGCAACAGCAGCAGCAGCAGCCAUCAUCAACACCACAGCAACAGCAACAGCAGCAACAACAAUCAACAGCAACCACAACAAUCUCCUCUGUGCCUAGUAUUAUUAGUUAAAUGCCCCAAUUCUAAGGAAUUUUGUAACGCCGCCGCAAAUUUCUGUGAUAAAAGAUUGCCGGUGAACGAAUGUCAGGCAAGCCAAACAGCUAGAGUCACCUCGAACCUGCACGCAUCCAGUAGCACGAUGGCGGUCAGCCGUGUACCCUCGCCGCCCUUGCCGGAAGUUAAUACGCCAGUCGCCGAGAACUGGUGUUAUACGCAGGUCAAAGUGGUUAAAUUUAGUUAUAUGUGGACCAUAAAUAACUUUAGUUUUUGUCGGGAGGAGAUGGGUGAAGUACUCAAAUCGUCCACAUUCUCAGCCGGUGCUAAUGACAAACUGAAAUGGUGUUUACGGGUUAACCCCAAGGGUCUCGAUGAAGAGAGCAAGGAUUACCUUUCAUUAUAUUUACUGUUAGUUUCGUGUAAUAAAUCAGAAGUCAGAGCCAAGUUCAAAUUUUCCAUAUUGAAUGCCAAGCGUGAGGAAACCAAAGCCAUGGAAUCCCAAAGAGCUUACCGUUUUGUGCAGGGCAAAGAUUGGGGCUUCAAGAAGUUCAUCCGCCGCGACUUCCUGCUGGACGAGGCCAACGGCCUGCUGCCGGAGGACAAGCUGACCAUCUUCUGCGAGGUCAGCGUCGUGGCGGACAGCGUGAACAUCUCCGGACAAUCCAACAUCGUGCAGUUCAAAGUGCCCGAGUGCAAGCUGUCCGAGGAUCUUGGCAAUCUCUUUGACAACGAGAAGUUCAGCGACGUCACGCUCUCCGUGGGCGGUCGAGAGUUCCAGGCGCACAAGGCCAUACUGGCAGCGCGCAGCGAUGUCUUUGCGGCCAUGUUUGAGCAUGAGAUGGAGGAGCGUAAGCUGAAUCGUGUCGCCAUAACCGAUGUGGAUCAUGAGGUUCUUAAAGAAAUGCUGCGAUUCAUAUACACGGGCAAGGCGCCCAAUCUAGAAAAAAUGGCUGAUGAUCUCCUAGCGGCUGCUGAUAAGUAUGCACUCGAAAAGCUGAAAGUGAUGUGCGAGGAGGCGCUGUGCGUCAAUCUCUCUGUAGAAACAGCAGCCGAAACACUAAUAUUAGCUGAUCUCCACAGUGCGGAUCAAUUGAAAGCACAAACGAUAGAUUUCAUAAAUACUCAUGCCACCGAUGUGAUGGAAACCUCCGGAUGGCAAAAUAUGAUCACAACACAUUCACAUUUGAUAGCGGAGGCAUUUCGUGCGCUCGCAACACAACAAAUCCCACCAAUUGGACCACCAAGGAAACGCGUGAAAAUGAGCUGAAACAACAAUGCAACAACCACAGCAACAAUAAUAAUAAUAACUACAACAACAGCAGAAAAUCUUACACCAACAACAAUCAACAACCAACAACAGCAACAACAACAACAACAACAACAGCAUCAACAACAAUUAGAACAAGAAACCAGCACCAACAAUCGAUUCAACAACUGCAACACAAAUGAGAACUUCAUCGGAUGCAGCAGGCAUGCGAAUUAUUUGAUCGAUCGAUUGGCGGUCAACCUCAAGAAAGCAUACGGCAAUACUACAAAAAACACAAUAAAUUACAUCAGCAGCAGAAAGAUAAUGGCAGAAAUGCAGUACCGUUUAUUGUUUCGAUUUCAAGUAAUUUAAUUCACUUUAAUAAAACUUGAUUUUAAAUGUA